UGGCAACCUCAAGUAGCCUCAACCUGGCAAAUCAUCCUCACCGACCCCAUCGACCCCAGCAGCAUCGACAGCACCACCGAAGUCUACGACAUCGACCUCUGGAUCAACGAGGCCUCGGCUAUCGAAUCACUGCACGCCCAGAACCGCAAAGUCAUCUGCUACUUCUCAGCAGGUAGCUACGAGAACUACCGCCCGGACAAAGCCGACUUCGCGUCCUCCGACCUCGGCAACAUGCUGGACGGGUGGCCCGACGAGAAAUGGCUGGACAUCCGCUCCGCUAACGUGCGCCGCGUGCUGGCCGCGCGCCUCGACCUGGCUAGGCAGAAGGGCUGCGACGGCGUCGACCCGGAUAACGUGGACGGGUAUGACAACGACAACGGGCUGGGGCUGACGGCCGCUGACGCGGUGAGUUUCAUCGGGUGGUUGGCGAGCGAGGCGCACGCCCGGGGCUUGAGCAUCGGCCUUAAGAACGCGGGGAGUAUAAUCGCGGAUGUGAUCGGCCAGAUGCAGUGGUGCGUGAAUGAGCAGUGCGCGGAGAUGGAUGAGUGUCAGGUUUAUGCACCGUUUGUGCAGCAGAAUAAGCCAGUCUUUCAUAUCGAGUAUCCCAAGGCGGAGGUGGUCAGUCAGGUUAAGGUCGCCAUGGAGCAGAAGAAUAAGGCGUGUGAGUUCAAGGAUGCGGGGUUGUUUUCGACGGUGAUUAAGAAUAUUAACCUUGAUGCCUGGGUGGAGGUUUGCUAG
Molecule: messenger RNA, 738 nt
Organism: Aspergillus saccharolyticus JOP 1030-1
Lineage: Eukaryota; Fungi; Ascomycota; Eurotiomycetes; Eurotiales; Aspergillaceae
Product: endo alpha-1,4 polygalactosaminidase
Exons: 1
Source: RefSeq, a predicted model, not a curated record